This is a messenger RNA of Hemibagrus wyckioides, 5244 nucleotides long. RefSeq lists its product as uncharacterized. The transcript has a single exon. The record is from RefSeq and is a predicted model, not a curated record. Bases 2379 to 3461 code for a protein of 360 amino acids. NCBI's taxonomy places the organism in Eukaryota, Metazoa, Chordata, Actinopteri, Siluriformes, Bagridae.
ACACACACACACACACACACACACAUACACACACAUGCAGACUGCUGACAGGUGGGAGAUGCUCUGUUCUCGGGUGCUUAGUUGAAAUUGAGCAGCUGAUGUCCUUGUCUCUAAGGACAGGCCAAUCAGUCCAAUCAUAGAGUUAAAAAUAUGCACCUGAUUAUCUGAGGGGACGGAGUGUUAGCUCUGAUUAAUAGAGCUGUGUUCGGGCUUGCACAGUGUCUAAGGGUGCAUGAAAGUGUCUGCAUGCUAAUUUCAAGCUGCUUGAUCUGGCACACGUGAAAGCCGCACAGCAGCAUCACCAGCGUUCACACUUCUUAUAACGGAGCGCACGUGUUUCUGAAUAUAGCUCGAGUCUUGAGCUUUCGUUCUUCUCAGGCGCUGCAAACAUAUACUCUAGAUGACUUUGGGGAUGUAAUUUAGUUUGUUUCUCAGGAUGUGAUAGGCGGAAACACAAAUGAGUCACAGAAGGACUUGAGUUACAGAAUAGCUGAAUGUCAGAUAGAAUAUUUCUCCAUAUUCUCUAAAAAUAAACCGAAACAUCAGUUAAAUAUCAGUUGCUCCACAAAAUGUUCUUGUGAAGCCUUCAUUAUAUUUGCCCUUCACAACUAAUUAUUAACAUUGCUGCUCCUGUUGUGGCCACUUAUUUAUAAUUAUACCACAGAGCUGUUGAUAAUGCAUUCGGGCCUCGAAUAUAUUAUAUUACUGAAUUCUUUCUGAUAUGUUAUCGUUCCUGUAGCAGCAACUUAUAAAUGGACUUGUAUGAUGGACACACAACUUAUUUUAAAAAUGGUGUGAGGAGAAAUUUAUUUAACGUUUCUGGAAGGAGACUCUAGAAGUCAGAAAUCUUUCUGACUGAAUAAAUAAAUCUCAACAUUUAUUUCUGUUGAUAAAUUGCUGUGGUAUAAGAGGAAUAAAACCAAAACACAAAAGCACACUGACCCACACAGAGUUUUUAUUAUAGGACUGUGGUGGUGUUCGAGCUUUCACAGUAUAUUUAUUGUGUGUCCUUUACAAAAUAGGCUAUUUAAUCCAAGCUGCUUUCCAAAGACCUGCCAUGUCACUUUAACCGUGUAUGCAUGUGAGUUUGUGAGAGAGAGAGAGAGAGAGAGAGAGAGAGAAUAAGGACACAGGGGAUGUCCUGGGAUCUUAAGGCCCCUGCAGUGUGUGCGGCUUACUGGACUUGAUAUAUUAGAUCAUAUUCCCUGUAGACCUUUGUAACACAGACACCAGAGUAAAGAAUUGCUGCACAUUGAGCCAGUUGAACAUAAAGUGCCAGUCGUGGCUUAACUUCUUUAGGUGCAGGAAGAACAGUAUACUUUGCCAAUAUAUUGUAUAAUAAAACAGCAAAGGGACUGGCUCAAGUGGGCUUGAUGAUUUAGGAGUCUUUAAAUAGAAAGAAAAUGCAUGCAUUAGGGUUGUUUCUGUAAUUAAGAAUAGGAUGAAUAAACCAAGACAUUGUUGUUUUGUUUCCAUUCAAAUCAAGUGUCUUUGUUUUUACCAAGACUUGCAUAUACAUUUUAGGUGGAUUGAUAAGCAUGCUCUAAUAAUCUAUGGCAGACGUAUUUAAACUUUUUCCCUAUGCCCCUCUAUGCAAAAUGCAGAAAGGUUAUUUAUAUUUGGUAUUUUACCAUUCAACCCCACACCCCAGUUCCACCCCCACAGUUUUAAUACCUCUGACCCUAGUUGCAGAAAUGGCAAAUAAAUCAAAAUACAAACAUGGCACCUAUUGAGUUUGGGAUAUGUCCAAGAGCAAGGCUGUCAGGAGUCAUACAGAAAAUGAACGAAGUUUCUAUUUAAGUUUAAGAUUUUCUCCAGCAAUAGAUAUGAUGAGUGGAGAUUCUCCUUCCGUUUGCUUCCAAAUCCAUCUUUUAUAUCUGCCCUGCAGAGUAAUGCCUUAUCUGUUUCUGUGUCUUUAUAAUGAAUCGUCCACAACCAAUAAUCUAAUACUCUUAAAUGGGAGACAUUUAUGAAUCUUGAUGGCUUUAUUUAUAAGUUUUGAUAUUUCAUCCCCAACCCCCAGAUUUACCAUGGCCUUUCACUGUCUGUAGGCAUACAAUGUCUAACAGCAAUCCUUGAGCGUUUCUCAUCACCGUAAUCAGCCGCUGAGAUUUGCACUGCCAUGUGCCGUGGAUAACGUUGUAAAAAUAGCCCAUCCUGCAUUUGGGAUGAUCCGGUCUCUAAUGCCCCGUCUUUGUUAACACUGCUGACAUCUCAGCCAUUCAGUGGCAAGCAGGGGUCAGCUGAACCCUGGUAUAAGGGGUGUGUGGGUGGAUCUGAAUACGUAUAACCAUGCUAAGUUCUGUUCAAGUUCACCGCAGCCAGUUUUACACCAGACCAGAAGCUCAGGGUCGAGAAGGAGCAACCACAGAGUGGUAAUGGAGGAGCAGGGAGUGGGGAAGAAGGAGGAACUAGACUGGGUUUUGUUGGGAGAUGUGGAGAUAGACAUGGUUCUACAAAGAGGAAUGGAUGAGGAUGAGGUUCUGGAGGGUACUAUAGAUGUUGGCAAGGGUCAGAGCCAUAUACUGGAGGAGCGUGUUUACAUGGGCAGAGAUCAAACUCUUGAAGGUGUGGGAGUGGGUCAAUUUCAACAUGAGAUUCUGGAGUCAAGUAAUGAUGUGGUCAAGGCUCAAAAUGACGUUCUGGAUGGCGGUAUGGAUGUCAUCAAGGUCCAAGCUGUGGUUCUGGAGGAUGGUUCUGACAAAGACAAGUUUCAAGGCAAGAUUCUGGAGGAUAGUGUGGAUAGAGACAAGGUUCGAGACAAGGUUCUGGAUGGUGGAAUGGAGGUGAACAAGAUUGAAGACAAAGGUGGUGUUGAAGUGGACAAGUUUUUGGAGGGAGGUUUGGACAUGGACCAAGUUCGAGUUUUAGAGGGUAGCAUGGAUGCAGACAAGAUUCAAGACGAAAUUCUAAAAGGUGGUGUGGAGAUGGACAAGUUUCAACACAAGGUUCUGAAGCAUGAUGUGGAUCACUCACCUGAAGACAAUUUUGUAAAGGGCAAUGUCGAUGUGACUGAGAUUUAUGACACGGUUGUAGAGGACAGUGUGGAAAGGGUUAUAGAUGAAGUUCCGGAAAAGGCUGUAGCCAUAGAUAAGGUACGAAACAAGAUGGAGGAUAAUGUCGACAUGGGCAAGACUCUAGAUGAGGCUCUGAAGGGCAGUGUGAACAUAAAUGAGAAUGGUUGGGAAUUGAAGGAAGCUCAUGGAACGGUCCUUGAGGACAAUGUGAAUAUGGAGGUUUUGAAUGCCAGGCAGCGGAUGGACAGCCUGAGAUGCCACGUGAGGAUCACCACACGUCACAAUCUGCAGCUGCGCAUGGCCAAUCACACGGCUCGGGAUGUGUAUGUGAGGCUGCUCGGCCAUGGGGAACGAAUCACAGGAAGUGGUAAGGAAGCAUAUGAUGAUUAUGAGGAGGAUAAUCUCUUACUGGAUACUAGUCUCAUCAUUGUUGAUUUGUAUUAGCUUUCAAAUAAACUCCUAUUCAGAUAUUGUUUGUUCCCUUUGUCAGGGUGAACUUGGCACCGUUGUAAAGUUAGGUCAUAAAAGAGUAAGUAGUAACAAAAAUGUUUGGUCUCUGAAAGGUCAGAGCAGGUUGGAGGUUUGGUUGGGUGAAUUUGAGAAGUACAAGACCUUUUGUGGUUUCCCUGGUGCUAAGCACAGGUUUUGUCAUAAUCUCGGUCUUCAGACUUCUUAAAUAAUAGCAAGCAAGUGGGCAAAGAAAUGACGCCAAUGUCAACCUUUGAAAUUCUUUCGCUGAAAAGCCGCCUGGGCGACAGCUGUUCCUUUUCUUUACUGGCCCGUUCACAUCCUCGAAAAAAGUCACCCACACACACUUGGUCUUUGUUGACUCUUACUGUUGCCAUGACACCAAUCAGCGAUGGACUGCUGACUCUCCUCCUCCUGCUGUGUUCAAAUAUGUGUAUGUCUUCCCUGGUUUGUGUCGCUAUGGUGACAGGUUCCCUCUUGUGUUCGGAUCUUGACUGCUGUGUAAUGCAACAUUACAGCAAGAAUGACCCCAUUUAGUGGGAUUAAUAUUACAUUUGCUCUUUUGGCUUUUAAAUGUAGAUGAUACACUGGAAUUCAGUAUGAUCUCCGUAUACUGACUUACAGUUUAUUAUAUUAUCUUAAGCCUUAAAGAAAUAUUUCUUCCAUUUAUACAGAAAGACGAGGUAAUUGGAUAUUUUACGUAUGUUAAAGAGCGAUAGCCUGUUAUUUUCCGAUACUAUAUCUCUUACCGUAAAAAAUGUAUGAAUAUUAUUCUCAGAACUAUAACAUGGUGUGAAAGUCGUUUGGAGUGGUGAUGAUGUCACUGAUGACUGAAGUCAGGAGACUUGUCUUAAUCCACACUGGCCCGACAGCUGGGUCUAUUUUUACACUGGUGCUUCCCAAAGGGUACAAGCUAAAGCCCUGUUUCUUGCACACACAUACACACACACUGAGGUUACAUCUUUUAGUUUUAAGAUAUAUUCCAGAGGAAUCAUUCCUUAAUUCAUUUGUGAUUCAGUUUUGAUCCUGUUUUCUCCCACAUUGUAAUUGCCACCCACUAGCAAGGUUGAUGACAAGGACAUGACAACUAUUAACCAGGGAGCGUGAAGGCUAGCACAUGUUUCCUCUGAAGGCAUCUUUUCAUACUGCUGCUUAUGUGAUGUCACGGCGCAGACGAUCGUGCCUGUAGAUCUCCGUCUUUCAUAUUAAAGAGCUCAGAAAUGCCUGCCAUACAUUAGAAUCACUAUAAUCAAUGGAUGAUAAAGUAGGGCCAUUUUUUUCCACACUGAAAGCAGGGCCAUUUUUGCUUACAUUCCUCACCAGCCAUAAUACAUUUUCCUAUAUUAGUUUACUACAAUAUAUAAUAUGCACUACAGUGAUUAGCUAAUUAUUGGUUAUAGGUUUAAAGACUAUUUUUGUCAUAGUUGUGGCCAAAAAUGCUUGAAUUUACUGCAGCUUUUUUCACUUUUAUGCAACUUGCUAACUCCUACCAGUGAAGACACACUUUCUGUGAUGAGCUGUACUCAUGUUCGAUGCAUGUGAAUCAAAGACAGCUUGGGCAGAAUACUUUGGGUCACACAUCAUGUCACAUCAUGACUUGGCCCAAAUCUGCAGAAAACCUGUGGUAAUUUUGGAUCCUGUUAGUUGCUCAUUUAUGUUUUUGUUACUACCUUGUUCAUUUAUCUCAAGUUUUUGCCCAAGUUCUAAAAAAUGGUAAAGUGUUUAUACCAAAUACAAUACAGAAUAUCAUGUGAUAUUU